Monoraphidium neglectum is the source of this 2091-nucleotide messenger RNA. RefSeq lists its product as hypothetical. The record is from RefSeq and is a predicted model, not a curated record. Gene Ontology annotation, cellular component: fungal-type cell wall; fungal-type vacuole. NCBI's taxonomy places the organism in Eukaryota, Viridiplantae, Chlorophyta, Chlorophyceae, Sphaeropleales, Selenastraceae. The transcript is spliced from 17 exons. Gene Ontology annotation, molecular function: structural constituent of cell wall. Gene Ontology annotation, biological process: fungal-type cell wall organization. The coding region runs from base 1 to 2091 and encodes 696 amino acids.
AUGGCUCAGAGCGUCGUGGCCUAUGCUACGCUGAUCGUGGGCUGUCUUGCUUUGACUGCGGUCCCUGGCGCCUCGGCACUGGUCGUGAAACUCAACACUCUCGUCCUCACAGUGCCAGGCUGGAACAUUGAUUUCCUGGAGUCCACCCUGCUGGGCUAUGGCGCCCCCUACACCGUCGCUCGCUACGACAAGAGCAACCCCCUCAACCUGACCCAGCUGCUGUGGGCCCCCGACGGCUCCGCUAACUUUGCCGGGUACAUCAUGUACCCCAAUAUCGAGGCCAUGGGCCACCUCAACAGCACACAGGUCCUCACGAUCUGGGACUACCAGAACCGCACAGGCAGCUCAGCUGACGUCACCAUGAAGUUCACGGCCGCCGCACCCCUGGGGGCGUCCGGCAUCCUCCCCUCGGCCCCGCUCAGCAGCAGCGGCCUCUACAGGUGCCCCGGCUCCGGCUCGGCGCCGCCGCUGGCCACCUGCUCAAUGUGGGCCAGCGACUUUGCCGCCACCGGCCUGCACCCGCCCUGCCAGUCCACGCCCGUCCUGAUGGUCGGCGCCAACGUUGCCGGCACGCUGGUCAAGUUUGGGGAUGGCCGGGAGUCACUGGCGUUCAUGCAUGACUGCGCCGGUUGGUCAACCACCUGCCUGGUGCUGGGUCACGUGUCUCUGUCCUGGAUUCUCCAGGGACUCAUCCCGGGGGAGCGCAUUUCGCUGCUGACCGUGCACUUUGAUGAUUUCUUCCUCGCGACAGAGUUUGACGCCAACCUGAAGGUCGGGUCGCUCACCCAGUACCGCGCGACAGUGCCAGACCUGCAGGCCCACCUCACCUGGCGCAGCGCCCUGGCCGCGUCCAGGCCAGGCACUUCAAUUACGUACGAGCUGCCUUACAAUGGCAACGGCGUGCUCGAGCAGGUUGCCAACACGGUCAAGACCACCAACGUGUCACCCAUUGACGUGGAUGACCGCAGCUGCAUUGACUUCCCGGAGUAUGUCACCCUCGGCUGCUCCUGCUGGUUCAUUGGGAUGGCCGCCUGCCCCGCCACACAGCCCACGUUCUGCCGCAACUGCACCAAGGACUGGGCCAAGCCCCUGGGCUCUGGCGUUAAUCGCGCCGCCCAGAGCACCAAGACCAACAAUGCCACCUGGAACGUCGCCGACUUCAGCGCCGGCGACCCCCUGGCCAACUUCAUCAUCACCAACACCAACGGCCAGGCAGACGGGUUUUUCUACGAUCACCACACAUUCUCCCACGAGAACCUGGACAACGCUACGUCCUUUGACACCGACAUCCAGAUCGAGCUCAACAUGCAGAUGGCGUCAUACCUGAGCCUGGCGUCGCGCAAGUCCUACAGCAGCAAGUGCAUGGUCACACCCCAGAUCAGCGGCCUCCGCAACGGCGACGCGCUCGCCUCCCUGGCGCGCCACGGCGUCGUCUGCGGCACCGGGGACAACACCUGGCCCUUCCUCAUGAACACCAACAACCCCCACCACAUGCUGUUGACCAACAAGGCCACCAACGGCUUCGAUGGUUUCGAGAUCCUGCCGAGGUUUGCCACUGAGAUUUACUACAACUGUUCGACUCCCACUCAAAACAUGGUUCUGUACAACAACCUGUACAGGUCGUUCUUUGGUGGUGACUCGACCAUCGCUGACCUGAUGCAGCGCGAGGCGGCGCGGGUGUCUCGCGAGCUGUUCAAGCUGCGCCACGAUCCGUACAUGAUGCACCAAGCCAACCUCGCAAUCCUGGACGGCUCCGGCAAGAGCCUGUCCAUGCGCUGGGUGGACGCCGUUGUCGCCGAGUUUGGCAAGUAUGCCUCGUGGCCCCUCACCUCCCUGAAGCUCGACGACCUGAGGGCCGCGUUCCUGGCCAGGCAGGCGCGCGACGCGUGCGCGCUGUCGUACGCAAUCGAGGUUGGCGCCAACCGCACCGUCACGGCCGUCACAGUGAAGAGCGGCGCGGCAGCUGACGGGACCCAGUGCUCUGCGCCGCUGAUCAUGGGCGGUAGCAGCACCAGCACAUCCGUGGCCAAGGGCGGCUCUGUGCGGGUCCAGCCUGCGGGGCUGUCCUGGUUUGUGCCCCAGCCCGCAUGA